AUGCUGUGUCGUCGAGUUUUUCGUCGGCAGGAAUGCCGAGGAACUUCUUGAUGCGGUCUCCCGCUGUGCUUGUUGAAGUCAUCCGAGUGUCAAUGGAGGGUCACGGACUCUCCAGCCGUUCGGGUAUGACAAUCGAUGUGGAAUGUAGCAAAGCCGGGACUGUGAGAGCAACCAAGCUGAGACCCUGCAGACAAGAAGGACUGGCUAUAUAUGAACAAAGAUGCGGUAGCUUCCGUUACCUUGCCGAAAUGUAGGUGACAAUGAACGGCAUUACCGAACAUGGGGGUCUUUUUUCGUUUCUGGGCCAGCCUGCAUGGUCGUGGGGAGACUUUGAGCCUGUUGUUUCUUUUUUCCCAAAACUCUUCCCAGACCCUACCGUUCGGUAGAGGUAGCACAUACCUACGCAGUGAGACUCGGAUGCUACAGCACAGAGGUAUGCAUCCCUGCCAUGUGGUACCAGUCGUUCAGUUCCUACACAUGGCUUUUGGGCCCUUGACCAUUGGUGCGGUCCCGGACUGCAAGUCUAUGCAGUGGUAUGCAGUUGCAGAGCCCGCACCCGGGGAACCCCUUCACGCCGCGUACUCACAUGCGGCACAGAGACCUGAAUCGGGGGUUCGUCCCGUCCGUGGCAUACUAUACAUGUGGAUAUCUUGAUGGAGGUUCGGGGACGUCGACAUGGCCCAGCCCUGGGCAACAAGGGCCAAGAGGCUACGAAUCGACGCCAAUUCGCACGCC
Molecule: messenger RNA, 735 nt
Organism: Neurospora tetraspora
Lineage: Eukaryota; Fungi; Ascomycota; Sordariomycetes; Sordariales; Sordariaceae
Exons: 1
Coding region: 280-654 (124 amino acids)
Source: RefSeq, a predicted model, not a curated record